AUGGACGACCACAAGAUUGAUACAAAACACAUCGACGACAUUGACGUUCAGAAGAAUGACCUUGUCAUCACUCAUGAUGCUCGUGGAGCCUACGGCCCUGCUGGUAUCGCUGGCAUCUUUGGCAACAGCUAUGUAGCACUGUGCGCCGCCUUCUCGGCCAUGGGAGGCCUGCUGUUCGGUUAUGAUCAAGGUGUUGUAUCAGUCACUCUCACGAUGGAUGACUUCUUAGAACGAUUCCAUGAGAUUGCCCCUGGAUCUGGCGGUGCGAGCUUCAACAAAGGUCUUCUUACCGCGAUGAUCGAACUCGGAGCAUUGUUUGGUGCACUCAACACUGGUUGGGUCGCAGACAAGUACUCGCGAAAGUACUGCAUCGUCAUUGCAGUCGUGAUAUUCGUCAUCGGCUCCGCCUUGCAGACCGCCUCAGUCAACUACGACAUGCUCAUUGUGGCACGACUGAUCGGAGGAAUAGGCAUCGGAUCACUCUCUGCUGUCGCACCCAUGUACAUCUCAGAGAUCUCGCCUCCAGAGAUUAGAGGAACAUUACUGGUCUUGGAAGAGUUCAGCAUCAUUGUUGGUAUCGUAGUAGCGUUCUGGAUCACGUAUGGUACACGAUACAUGGACACAGAGUGGAGCUGGAGACUCCCUUUCCUUCUGCAAAUUCUACCCGGUCUUGUUCUCGGUGUCGGCAUCGUCUUCCUUCCAUUUUCCCCUCGCUGGCUGGGUAGCAAAGGCCGAGACGAAGAAGCACUGGUUGCACUUACACAACUACGUCGCUUACCAGCCACCGAUGCUAGAGUCCAACAAGAAUGGUUCGAUAUUCGUGCUGAAGCAAGACUAGUAAAAGAGAUCAGCAAAGAACGCCAUCCGACCCUGCAGGAUGGUACAAGAACCAGCCGUUUCAAGCUCGAGCUUGCCUCGUGGGCCGAUCUUUUCAAGAAAGGGUGCUGGCGCAGAACUCACGUCGGUGUGGGAAUCAUGUUUUUCCAGCAGUUCGUCGGUAUCAACGCUCUGAUCUACUACUCGCCUACUCUGUUCGCAACCAUGGGUCUGGACUCUGGUAUGCAAUUGAUUAUGUCUGGCGUGCUCAACAUCAUGCAACUGGUCGGUUGUUCAACCUCAAUCUGGACAAUGGAUCGCUUUGGCCGUCGUACACUGCUUCUCUGGGGCAGUCUGUUCAUGGCAGCCUCUCACAUCAUCAUCGCUGGCCUCGUGGGCGAAGGACAAAAGGACUGGGAUGCGAAUGGCGGUAUGGGAUGGGCAGCUGUAGCUUUCCUUCUCCUAUAUAUGGUGUCAUUUGGAGCCAGUUGGGGACCCGUACCUUGGGCGUUACCUUCUGAGAUCUUUCCAUCAUCGUUGCGUGCGAAGGGUGUAGCUUUGUCGACCUGUUCGAAUUGGCUGAACAACUUCAUCAUCGGUCUCGUAACUCCGCCUCUCAUCUCCGGUACAAACAACUACGGCGCCUACAUCUUCUUUGCCGUUUUCUGUGUCUUUUCCGGCGUCUGGGUCUUCUUCUUCGUCCCCGAAACAAACGGCCGGAGCUUGGAAGAGAUGGAUCACGUAUUUAGAGAUGCUGGUGGUAGCGAAGAGGAAGAGAUCAGAAAGUUAAGGAUUGAGAGGGAGUUGGCUGCUAGUACACAAGCGCCUGCUCUUGCUUGA
Molecule: messenger RNA, 1656 nt
Organism: Aureobasidium subglaciale EXF-2481
Lineage: Eukaryota; Fungi; Ascomycota; Dothideomycetes; Dothideales; Saccotheciaceae
Exons: 5
Coding region: 1-1656 (551 amino acids)
Biological process (GO): transmembrane transport; carbohydrate transport
Cellular component (GO): membrane
Molecular function (GO): carbohydrate:proton symporter activity
Source: RefSeq, a predicted model, not a curated record